AUGCAGUCCAAAGCUCUCGCUGCUCUUCUUCUUCUGGCUCCGGCCCUGGCCAUGCCCCAAGCUAGUUCCGUGGCCUCCUCCAACUCUUCUGGCUUCGAAUCUUCUGGCUUCGAAUCUUCUGGCUCUGAAUCUUCAGGCUCUUCUGAGUCCUCCGGCUCUUCGGAUACUACGGACACCGUUUCGGUCCCCUCACUUCCCACUGAUUUCGUCAGUGUCCUAGAAACGGCUGUCCCAACUGCUUGGGAGUAUGAGAUGAUGAACUCUGCCUCUAUGGCUGCAGUUGUCAGUGCCGCUGCAGAAGGGAUCUACCCAGCCUGGUACAAUGACCUGCCAGGCAGUAUCAAAGCUAUUGUUACUUCCCUUGGCGGGUUUGACGAGGUCAUGGUUGGUGAGACUGGCUCGAUGACUGUGGCUAUGAGCACCAGCUCUUCCGGGCCUUCUUUUGAACCUACAGUGACUACCACUGCUGCCAGCUCAUCUGGUUCAGUUGUUAUGGAGACUCAGGCUCCCGCUACUUCGAGCAUGGCUUCCAGCUCCAAGUCGAGUGCUCCUGCAUCUGCGAGCUCGACUGGUGGUGCACCAAUGGCUACUGGCGCCAUCACUAUGGGUGUCGCUGGUGCCGCUGGUCUGUUGGGUCUUGCUCUUGCCCUAUAG
Messenger RNA from Penicillium pulvis, 654 nucleotides. RefSeq lists its product as uncharacterized. Lineage: Eukaryota; Fungi; Ascomycota; Eurotiomycetes; Eurotiales; Aspergillaceae. The record is from RefSeq and is a predicted model, not a curated record. The transcript has a single exon. Bases 1 to 654 code for a protein of 217 amino acids.